GAGGGAGUGCUUGUGGGGAAGAGGAACAGGAGACUUGUCGGACUUGGGAGUGGGGAAGCGAAAAUAAGGCAAGUAACGAGCACUAAAGAAACAUGCCAAGAAAACGGGUGCUGGAAAAAGAUGACGCUGUCAAAGUGAAGCGGACUAAAGUCAGCCAUCAGUCGCACCAGACAGAGCCCGGACUGGUUCUGACCUUGGGGCAGGGCGACCUUGGGCAGUUGGGCCUCGGACCGGACGUGUUGGCGCGGAAGAGGCCUGCCCUGCUGCAGCUCCCCGAGAAGAUCAUCCAGGCUGAAGCGGGAGGGGUUCACACGGUGUGCCUCAGUGAAACAGGCCAAAUUUACACUUUUGGUUGCAAUGACGAGGGUGCCUUGGGGAGGGACACUUCAGAGGAGGGGUCAGACUUUUUGCCGGGACUUGUUGAUCUGAAGGAGAAGGUGGUGCAGGUCUCUGCUGGGGACAGCCACACGGCGGCAUUGACAGACGACGGGCGUGUCUUCAUCUGGGGAGCUUUCCGGGAUGAGAAUGGAGUCAUCGGUUUACUGGCUCCUUUGAAGGGCGGAGAGCAGUUGGAGUCUGCCAGUGGCAGCGCUGUUCCUGUGGAGCUGCAGUUGGAUGUGCCAGUUGUUAAAAUUGCUUCAGGGAGCCAUCACUUGGCAUUAGUGUCCAUGGCGGGAGGACUUUACACCUGCGGUUGCGGAGACAAUGGCCAACUGGGGCGAGUCCCCCAAGUCUUCACUGCCAGAGGAGGAAGAAAAGGAUUGGAACGGCUGCUGCUCCCACAAGCUGUUGCUAUCAAGCAGAGAGGCUGCAAGACCAAGGGGCAGAUCAAGGACGUCUUCUGUGGUUCUUACUCCACCAUCGCCAUUACCCAGGAGGGCCAUGUCAUUGGGUUUGGCCUCUCCAAUUACUACCAGCUGGGAUCUCAAGGAAUUGACACCUACUAUUCGCCAAAGGUUCUGACGGCGUUCAAGAACUCCACCAGAUCCUGGGUUGGGUUCUCAGCUGGGCAGCAUCACACUGUGUGUCUGGACUCGGAAGGAACCGUGUGUAGCCUUGGCAGGGCAGACUAUGGCAUGUUGGGCCUGGGAGAGGGCGCGUCGGACAAGAAGGCCCCCACGGCUGUCCCUGGGCUGCCGAAAGCGUCAUCGGUAGCCUGUGGGGAACGGGUUGGCUUUGCGGUUACGGAAGACGGCCGAGCAUUUGCCUGGGGCAUGGGGUCUAACCUCCAGCUUGCCACUGGGGAUGAAGAGGAUGCCUGGAGCCCCAUUCAGAUGUCUGGCCAGCAGCUGGAGAAUCGCAGCGUUCUCUCGGUGACCGGCGGAGGGCAGCACACCGUCCUCCUCGUCAAGGAGCAGCAGAGUUGACAAACUGUUCCUGCAGUCCCAGAGAGAACCAUCCAGGGGGCAGCACUUUCCUGAGUCUUUGGGACAGGGCUCGGGAGACUGGCUCCUUGGUGGCUUCCUGCGGAAAACUUUCUGAGAGUUCUCUAGGGAGAAAAUUAGCCAAUAUAAAAUAAUUCCCUUAAGAUGUUGGUAUUUGUUUAAAUCUUUAAAAAAAAAUGGCUUCCCUCACUGCUCUCAAAGCUAUUGAUAGUCAGGACAAUAAAAAUAAAAAUAAACAAGACAAGGGACAGCAUUUGGCUUUGGAAACACAUGGUGCUUUUGUUCCCUCGCCGCUAUCUGAUCUGCCUUGCUUCUGAAAUCUGCACAACUUGUCCUGGUUUCGCCAUCAAACCUGGGGCUUCAUCUCCUAGACUCUUGCCUUCCCUGCCACUGCCCCCCAGUUUAUAACGGCUCACCUCAAAAGUUACCAUUUUCUCCAUUUUUGCAUUCAAUCCCUCCUUGGUCCUGGGAGAUGGAUUAACUUGUACACCCAUCAAAGGCAGCCUUACCAAAACUGGUGCCCCCUGAAAGCUAUGGACUCCAGCUCCCAUCAGCCCCAAACCGGUGUGGAUUACAGUGGUCAGGGAUGAUGGGAGUUGUAGUCUAGGGACACCUGGCUGGUACCAGUUUGGAGAAGGCUGUUUUUAAGGGGAGGACUGCCUUCUCUUUAAUCUAGGUGUAGUUUCGAGCUUCUUCUGCCACCUUCCUGGUUGAGGCAAGGCGGGCAGUUAGAAGCAGAGAUGGUUCUUGAGGGUGACCCUAGUUCCUUAUUUAUACACAUGGAUGUCUUAAGAGUCGAGAGUUCUCUGGCAGCUGCCAGGGAUGGGGAAUGUGUAGCCCUCCCAAUGUGGUUGGAUUCUCAACUCCUAUCAGCCCCGGCUGGCAUGGCCAACAGUCUGGGAUGGUGGGAGUUGUAGUCCAACAUCUGCAGGGUCAGAGGUUAGCCACGCCUGCCACAGCUUCAAAGGACCAUUGCCUCCAAAAUCUUCGAGUGCAGCUUCCCCCAUCUGGGUGGCUUUGUGACGGUUCAAGGAAGGUGCCUAGGCUCAAAUGUUUUCCCCGAUUGAGAAUUCCUGAGGUAGAGCCAUCAGUCCUAUUAUUUUGGAUAUAUCCUGUAGACUGCUGCCUUUUUAAAGCUGUGUCUGUAAUCCUGGGAGGUUGCAAGGGAGCUGUUGCCCUCACUCUCCAUCGUGGUACCCAUAUUUAGUUUCUACCUGCAUCAGCCACAGGAAGCCUGUAUCGCUCCAUGUGCUAAACUCCAACUCCCAUCAGCCCCAGCCUGUAUGGCCAACAGCCAGGGAUGAUGGGAGUUGGAGUCCAACAACACCUGGAGGUCCACACCCUGUGCUGAGAUUUGGCCCUGCGGGGCACAUGUAGGCUUUGGUAAAGCCAGUGGAGGAAAUACAGCCGAAUUGUACUGACGAAUGGAUCGUGUGCAGUAAUCCGACUGGGAUAGUCUGUUUGUGUCAAUCUCUUCUACCCACUUUCUUGCUGUUGUCUCUUUCAACCACGUUUUGAAGACCCUGCCAGCCCUACGACGGGUUGUGUUUGGAAAAAUGCUGAGUUAUUGGCAAUAUUUGGGUGCCCUGAGUAUUUUUAUUUUGUUUUUAUUUUGUUUUUAGGAAGUAAGGGAAGCAAAAAGUGGUUAUAUUUUUUUUCUGCAGGAGAGAUGUGAAUCUGUAAAAAUGAUAACAUUUGAAAUAAUAAAUUGAGUUUUGAUAACUCUUGAGUGUGCAUCUUCUGCAGGGCCGUUGAUUCUGUUUUUGUCGCCUGCAUUUUUAUUGCUUAUUAUAUACCAUCCCUAUGACCGAUUUGAAGUUUAGGGGUGUGCAGCUUGCAACCGCAGCAAAAAAUGGGAUGCUUACUCAACUCAGCUUCAGGAUAGGGUGAUUGCCAUAUUGAAAAUAUUAAUAAGCUGCCUUUUCAGGUAAACCUCAAGGCUGUUUCCAGCAGCAUGUAAAACAUAAUUCAAAAAGAUGCAGCAAUAAUAAUAGUAACCAGAAAUAACAUUGAAGCAACACGCUGUGCAAUAAAUAAUAAUUAUCUAAAAAUGGUUGUCCCAUGUAGACAACAGCAGGGAUCAGCCAGCCGUGAGAUGCUUCCAGCCAAAAAUAAAACUAGUUGUGCAGAGAAAAAAAGAUGUAGUUUUGGAAGAGCUAUAAUUCUCAGGUACCUACGAAGAGAAAGUGAUUGGUAAGCCACUCACAGAAUUGUAGCUCUGAGGGCUAUAGGGGUCUCCAAGCAAGUCUGUAGCCUUAACUAACUACAUCUCCCAUAAUUCUUUGGGGGAAGACAGAGGAAUUUGCUGCCAAGGAGUGUGGUGGAGUCUCCUUCUUUGGAGGUCUUUAAGCAGAGGCUUGACAUCCAUAUGUCAAGAAUGCUUUGAUGGUGUUUCCUGCUUGGCAGGGGGUUGGACUGGAUGGCCCUUGUGGUCUCUUCCAACUCUAUGAUUCUAUGACUUCUCAAGGUGGUACUGCCGUGCCUUAAAUGUAUGGUGUGAAUGAGGCCCUGAAAUUUUGAGCAAAAGCUGGGGAUAUGGUAUAGUAUUUCUACCUCUACACCUGCAUCAUAUACCAGACAUACAAGUAACAUCCAUGUCAGCCUUCCCCAACCUGGAGCUCUCCAGAUAUUGCUGGACCACAAAUCCCAUUGGCCAUAUCAUCUGGGGCUGCUGGGACUUAAAACAUGUGGAAGGUGCUGGGCUUUAGGAAGGCUGGUCCAGGGCAUAGCUGUCAAGUUAUCCCUUUUUAAAAGGGAUUUUCCUUUAUGCUGAAUAGGCUUCCUCGCGAGAAAAGGGAAAACUUGGCAGCUAUGGUCCAGGGUUUCCCAACCUUGGGUCUCCAGCUGUUUUUGGACUACAACUCCCAUCAUGCCUAGCUAGCAGGACCAGUGGUCAGGGAUGAUGGGAAUUGUAGUCCAAAACCAGCUGGAGACCCAGAGUUGGGAAACAGCUAUAAAUGGUCAGUGUACUCACUCAUUAGGAAGGAGGUGCUUGCACAUGCACAGAAGCCGUGCCUCGAUACGGAUUUUUCGGGGUACCCCCAGAACGAAUUAAAUUCGUAUCCAGAGGGUCCACUGUAUUGUCUAGUGCAGGGUUAGGGAACCUCUGGCCCAAGGGCCAAAUCUGGCCCAGGAAGGGUCUCCGUUUGGCCCAUGAGGCUGUUUCCCCUAAACCACACUCACCUGCCUUGCACCUGUCAUUAUUAGGCACGGGGCUAGAUUGGCUAGGGAACUCUGCUGCCCAGCUAAUCCCUGCAGAAAGCAAGCUUAAAAUUGCUGCCUGUCACCUGAUAGGCAGUGACUUCAAUCCUUAGCUGAUCAGUGGUGCUUUAACUACUGCUCAGGACUUUGCAAGCCUUACCUCAGGCAUAGGCAAACUCGGCCAUCCAGAUGUUUGGGGGCUAUAACUCCCAUCAUCCCUGACCUCUGGUCCUGUUAGCUAGGGGUGAUGAAAGAUGUUCCAAAGUUGAACAAGGGUGUUCAGAGGAUGCCACACUGUAAGAUUAUCAGUUGAGAAAGUAAAGGGUACCAUGUUUCUAUAAAGCCAUCUGCGUCUUGUUCACCCCUCUGAGCUUUCAGGGGUCUGGUAAGUUUUUCCAUUAAUGCUGUCAUCUAUACUCCCCCCCCCCCCACAGGGAUA
Molecule: messenger RNA, 5025 nt
Organism: Zootoca vivipara (common lizard)
Lineage: Eukaryota; Metazoa; Chordata; Lepidosauria; Squamata; Lacertidae
Gene: RCC1
Product: regulator of chromosome condensation 1
Cellular component (GO): cytoplasm
Molecular function (GO): guanyl-nucleotide exchange factor activity
Source: RefSeq, a predicted model, not a curated record